Molecule: messenger RNA, 1365 nt
Organism: Ectocarpus siliculosus
Lineage: Eukaryota; Phaeophyceae; Ectocarpales; Ectocarpaceae
Source: the annotation of a GenBank genome assembly
UGCUACACACGUGCGAUGAUCACUGUGUGGAGCCAAGCAUCCAGUUGGCAAGCAUUCCUUGUAUCGAGCCUCAUCCUUCCCUCGACACCAUUCGUCAACCAUGCCCACCAACUUCCCAGCAGGAGUAGCAGCAGGAGCUGUGCGAUGAACAGACGUCGCCCGUCGCCCACAACGGCAAUACCUCGCCCGUUGCCAUCCCUUGCUACUGCUGAUGCCGACGUAAAUGCAGCCGGGCAGCAGUCGGCGGUGGAUGAGCUUUGGUGGGAGGAGGGGGGUGCGGUGCAGUCGCUGGAGAUCGCUUGCAGGGAUGCGAAGGGGAGCGAGCUUGAUCCGUGGUUUCUGAGCGAGCUCCUGAUGGACGUGGGUGCGAUGUCGGUGUCUGUUGACGAUGCGGACCUGGGCACGGGGGCCGAAGUCCCGCUAUUGCACGAGCACACCAACUCGAAGGCAUUCGACCCGAGCGUCCCCUUACCGUCAGUCUCCGGGAGGAAAGACAUGUGGGGGGGCAGCAGUCGGGUCGUGGCGCUCUUCCCGAGAGAAUGGGACUUAGCCGGAGUCGUGGCUACUGUCGAAGAGGUGCUGGAGCUGGCCUCUCCGCUGUCUUUCAAAGUGGAUGAUGUCGUGGACAAGGAUUGGGUUAAGACCGUUCAGGAAGGCUGGGACCCCAUCGAGGUCGGACGGUUACGCAUUCGAUUUCCGUGGCAUACCCCUCUUCCCCCCUCCGAGCUCAAACCUGGCCAGGUGGAGCUAGAGCUAGAGGGAGGGAGGUCCUUCGGGACAGGCGAGCAUCCGACAACCUCCAUGUGCUGCACGUGGCUGGAAGACAACGUUGCCGGGCAGCGGGUGUUGGACUACGGUAGCGGCAGCGGAAUAUUGGGCCUGGCGGCGCUCUCCUUUGGCGCCGUAGAGGCCGUUGGCGUAGAGCUCGACCUGAGUGCCAUCGCCAGUGCUGCGGUAAAUGCUGCCAACAACGGCCUCAAAAUGGACACGUACUAUCCCCAAGAGGUCGGUACCGGUGAUGGAUUGGACCUUGUCCUGACGAAGCUUGCCGUGUCGGAGAAAGCGACGGAAGAGCCAUCCGAAGACGCGAUGGAGCCACCGUCGGUGGCGGACGGGUUCCCAAUUUCUACCGAAGAGCUUGGAGCGUUUGACGUCACGGUCGCCAACAUCCUUGCAGGCCCCAUCAUCAGACUCCAGCCCGUGUUUGCGUAUUUGACGCGUCCAGGUGGCAAGCUGGCGCUCUCGGGGGUUCUACAAGAGCAGGCAGGUGCGGUGCUCUCAGCCUACGCGGAAAGCUUCGACUUGGAAGUGACGGAGAGCAUGGGGGGGUGGGUGCUUCUCUCCGGUGUGCGACGCGGAGCCUAG